GCCCUGCCCUCUCCUCCUCCUCGCCCCUCUCCUACGCCCCCCGCCCCUCUCUUCUCGCCCUCACCAUGCCCUCCGACGCCCCCGCUACUCGUGACGCUGGCUCUCCUCCUCAGUCCCGCUCUCCCUCCCCGACCGGCGCCGACGACAGUCUCACUCUUCGUGCGCUCGUGAGCACCAAAGAUGCUGGUGUCAUCAUUGGAAAGGCGGGCAAAAACGUCGCAGAACUCCGGGAACAGACCGGCGUCAAGGCUGGCGUCAGCAAAGUCAUUCCCGGCGUCCAUGAGCGGGUUCUGACUGUAACUGGCUCCGUGGAGGGUGUGGCAAAGGCGUACUCCCUCAUUGUAUCCCAACUCGUCUCCGCCAAUCCCUCCUCCCCCGUUACGUCCAACUCCUCUUCGCCUACCACUGCCAUCCGCCUCCUCAUCUCACACAACCUCAUGGGCAGUGUGAUUGGCAGGAACGGUCUGAAGAUCAAAGCCAUCCAGGACUCCUCGGGAGCGCGGAUGGUUGCCUCCAAGGAUAUGCUCCCCCAGUCCACAGAGCGCAUCGUGGAGGUGCAAGGGUCAUCCGAGUCGAUAGGCCGGGCAAUCGAAGAGAUUGGUCGCUGUCUUCUCGAGGACUGGGAACGUGGGGUCGGUACUGUCCUUUUCCACCCUGGCACGGGCGACGAGCGUUCGGGUCGUCGCACGCACCCCACCGGCCGAAGGGCUAACGGCGACGGGCGCGGGCGCACAUCACCUUCACCAAACUCGCCGUCAUCACCACAAGGGACCAACCUCCGCACUCAGAACAUCUCCAUCCCGUCCGACAUGGUUGGGUGCAUUAUCGGCCGCAACGGAACCAAAAUCACCGAGAUUCGACGACUGUCUGGCUCGAAGAUCUCCAUUGCGAAGGAACCGCACGACGAGACCGGCGAGCGCAUGUUCACCAUCGUUGGGACUCCCGAGGCCAACGAGAAGGCCCUCUUCCUCCUCUACAACCAGCUCGAGAGCGAGAAGGAGAGGAGGGUCGGUCGUGACCAGCAGCAACAGGAGGAGUUGCAGGACUAGCCGCGAACAGUUGUCAGGUGCUAGCAGGUCCAGAAGCUUGAUACGCUCUGGGCGGCGAUAGGUGAGGCUCGCGUUCACGCUCCCGACGCGUGCCUCUCCGUGCCGACCCAGUCCCCCAAUAUCAGAUAGCCCCCCAAUAUCGGACAAUCUCCUUCCGUCCCACCGUCCCUCCGACAUCUGUCAGCCAGUACCUCAGCGCUUGGCUGCGGUUCUCCCAUCUCGUUCCUUGUUUCCCGUCAUCCUCUCUCCUCUCCUUCCCUCUUCCCUCGUUCUCUUGUCCCCACCAAAAAUCGCCGAAAACUCCUGAUAGUGUACCUCCCCGCCUCGAGCUCCUAUCUUGACCUCUAGUCCGUCGCGUUAUUGUCUCCCUGUCCUUCCCUUAUGUAGCACACACCUCUGAUUCGCGGGCCAACAUGAUGCUUUUAACUCACGGGCCUCAAACUGACGUAACUGGGCUCUACCAUAGUGCUUUCGUGCAUCUCGCGCGCCUCAUAGACAGUAAAAGUAUGCGUAU
Messenger RNA from Dichomitus squalens LYAD-421 SS1, 1563 nucleotides. RefSeq names its product cytoplasmic protein. The transcript has 3 exons. The coding region runs from base 66 to 1049 and encodes 327 amino acids. Gene Ontology annotation, molecular function: mRNA 3'-UTR AU-rich region binding. Gene Ontology annotation, cellular component: nucleus; cytoplasm. Lineage: Eukaryota; Fungi; Basidiomycota; Agaricomycetes; Polyporales; Polyporaceae. The record is from RefSeq and is a predicted model, not a curated record. Gene Ontology annotation, biological process: 3'-UTR-mediated mRNA stabilization.